Coprinopsis cinerea okayama7#130 is the source of this 1461-nucleotide messenger RNA. RefSeq lists its product as hypothetical. Lineage: Eukaryota; Fungi; Basidiomycota; Agaricomycetes; Agaricales; Psathyrellaceae. The record is from RefSeq and is a predicted model, not a curated record. Bases 1 to 1257 code for a protein of 418 amino acids. The transcript is spliced from 3 exons.
AUGGACUACAUCGCCAUGCAGAGCGAAAUCGAUAGGCUCAAAGAGCAACUGAGAGAGAAGCAAGACAAGAUCGUUGCUCGAGAUGAGAUCAUCAAGGAGCUAAAAGCAGAUAAACGGAGGCUUGAAAGGCAGCUCGAGGAGGUCGAAGCUGCUGAAGAUGAAGACAGAGACGACGAGGAUGAGGACCACAAGCCGCUUUGGGACGACCACGACCGCGUCUACCGUUGCCACGACUGCUACGGGGAGAUCGACGAGGAUCACUGUGCAUUCUGUCGACGAGAAUACAAGCCGCUAGAACCAACCGAAUACAGCUGCUCAACCGUCUCCCAAGCCGAACACCCCGACCGGAGCCUCACCAACCGCAGCUCCACACCCCUCUUCGACGUCGGGCACAUCCGCGUUCCACCAAAAUGGGAGAAAGACCGCGCAGAGGAGUACCGCCAGCUCAUCCAGCGGGGCGCCACACCUCUCAUGAUCGACGCCUUCCACCUGCGGUUUACAAACCAGGGGGGGAUCUACGCCUACGCGGACGAGUGGAUCAGGGACGAGUUCGCGGGCGAGGCGAUUAAACCGGGGGAUACUUGGAAGAUAUACCUCGGGAGGAGGAUUGAGCUGGACGUGGAGGACCAUGAUGGGUCUGAAUUCAUUGAAGGCCUCCUGGAGGAUGCGGUGCUGUUUAAUUCGGGGCUGGCGCGGUGGGAGACGGUGUGGGAGGAUGGGGAGUGGGUGACGAGGCCGAAGGAGGGGUUGGGUGGGUUGCUGGAGGUGCCUGAGGGGGAGUGGGUUGAGGGUGAUGGGGAUGCUACGGAUGAGGAGGACGGGGAGGACGGGGACGAGGAGGGGACGGAGGGUGAUGGUGGACAGGGGCUUGUUGAGGAUCCCAAAACUUGGGUUCGAUAUAAUAGGUAUACCACCCCUUAUACCGGCGAGACGAUCAUCGAGAACCGGUACUACGAUACCAGCUCCGACGAAGAGGACGCGGAGGAGGAGGAGGAUGAAGAAUACGAGGAAGAAGAGGAGGAGGAAGACCAGCCAGACUCUCAGCCCGUGCCUGGUUGUUCCUUGGAGGGAGAUCCGACGGAGUCCUCCGGCACGGCGGUCAUCGAGGGCCAAGCGGACGACGACGACGACGAAGGGGAAUGGUCGAGUUGCAACAGCGCCUACGACUCUGAGGAUCCCCUCAGCGAAAACGAAGUAAACUCGCUCUGCGACGAGUUUAGGAACUGGUACCCUUCAUUCCGAGGGGGAAAUAUAUAGCAUAUACUGUACCUCGGCCAGAUGAUCCAACGCUUUAGAAGUUGUUCAUGUUAUUAUUUUAUACAUACCUUUUUCCGUUAUUGUACUCUGCACCAUGACUGUUUAAGCUACUAUACCAAGCGCUUGCGCUACCCGUCGUUUCGUUCAUGCGCUUCCCCCAGUAGAUCUGCUUUUAUCCCAUUCGACUAUCGGCGACUCGCUCAA